CCAAAUAUUAGAUCUAGGUGUGUGAAACCCUAGUUCUCUAACCUCUUUCAAAAUCCAAUACCCCCAUUUCAUUCAGCCAUCAUUUUGUUUUCCUGUCAAUUCCUCACAGCCACUCAUUUACUCUCAAGUACAUCAUAGCUGUCCAUUAUAAAAAAAAAGAGAAAAGAAACCCUAGUUCACUCCCACAGCCGCCAAAGCCUUCCCCCUUUCCCCUCCGUUCAAAUCUUCAGCCCCACACCCCUGCUCUCCUCUUCAAUCUCCAAGCCCUAGUCUCAGCGCCUCUUUCCAGCCCGACGCCAUCCUCCUCGCCGACGAAGCCUUCGUUUCUCCCCGCGACGAUGACCAGCCAGCCCAGGAUCCUCGAGCGCCUCCUCCAGAUCCCGACCAGCCGACAUCGCCGCCUCCUUCCAGUCGUCCCUCCCCUCCCUCUCUCGCGGGUCCUUCGACACCACCCCGACGGCCGCCCUCCUCACGAACGACGACAGCCAGCCCCCCGCCUCUUCACCAGUCUUGCAACACCACCGCCAACACCCCUUUUCAUCCUCCAGCAGUGCCCUAGCCGAGCACACCAGAUCCGAUCAACCUGCACAACAAAAGUGAUACAAGUGAGUCCAAACCACGGAUUCCAUCAAGUAGUUUCUUCUCUCAACUAUUUAGAAUAUUGUUGGGUUCAUCAUUUGAAUUACAUCUAUGAAUUAUUAUCAAUUAUCUGCUGUUCCACUUACAAUUGGUGAGAUGUGUGAUCUGUCGACUAUAUAUUUUACUGAAUUUUGAUAUUGAGAUUCGAACAAUACCAUCGUAACUUGAAUUGCAUUUAAUUUCAAUAAGUUUCAACUGGUCUUUAGAACUACGCUUGCAAUUUAAUUCAAUAUUAAGAAAUUGUGAAUCUAUUUCCUACACGAUCGUGAUUUAGUUGGUGAAACAUUGUGUAAUUUCAAUUAAAUUGGUGAUCGCCUGAAUACACACACGUCGUUUCACAUCAUUUUGGUAUCAGAGCACGGUUAGGUAGGAAAUUACAUCAUUUUUAGUUUGCAUUUAUUAUUCUGUCUGCAAUUGCAUCUAAAAAAAUUUACAUCUUUUAGUUGUUUGGGCGUGAUUAGUGCAUGCCACUCCGUAGUGGUCAAACUUACUUAUUAGGAGAGUCUAGCGAGUCGGACAAUUCUAGAAUGGAUUCCAACGCGUUCCCCAUAGCUGACCUCAUGAGUCAACUCAACGCUUUAACCCAAGCCGUGAACGAAGUUCGUCAAUCUCAACAAGAAGAUCGUGACAAAUUGCAUGAAAGAUUGCAGAGGUUAGAAAUACGUGGGACGCAAAACAACGAACACAACGAAGAGCACGUUCCAAUCAGAACCCACCAAAGACGUAAUGCUCAAGAUCCUGACGAACGAUACCUGAAGAGCAUUAAGCUGGACGUUCCUACUUUCGAUGGACGAUCGGAGCCUAAAAAUUUCUUGGAAUGGAUCCGACAAGUGGACGAUUACUUCAACUGGUAUCCACUUUUCGAAGAGAGAAGAAUCAAAUUUGCAGCAAUGAAACUAACUGGUCAGGCUAGCCAAUACUGGGCUAACUUGGAAAUGAUGAGAGUAGCUCGCCAAAUGGCCCCCAUCAACACAUGGGCGAAUAUGAAAGACAAGCUCAAAGAGAAGUAUGUACCUGUAUCUUACCACGAACGCAUUCUCGACAACUGGAACCGAUUUACACAAGGUAAUAAAUCCGCUAAGGAUUAUGUUACUCAAUUUGAAGAGUUCCAAAUUCAGUGUAAUGCUUUGAACAUUGAGAAUCCACACCAAACUCUCUCUCGAUUUAGAGCCGGACUUCGAGAAGAUUUGCGAAAUGAACUUUUGAUUCGAGGAAUUUCUGAGCUUGAGAAAGCCUAUGUCGUAGUUCAGGACUUAGAUACUACGAGGUCUAGCUCCACUUUCAAGAAUUCCGUACAAGGACACAAAUAUACUUUGGGUCAAUACCCAAAUCGAUUUCAAGCUCAAACAUCAUCACAAAAGACCGACACCUCGAGCGGGAAUAAAGAACGAGAUAACAAAGGCAAGGGCACUGAAAGGAAUUUCUCAAAGGUUAGUUCCACUACCAAAUGUUACAAGUACCAAGGGUAUGGACAUGUGGCUGCUAACUGUCCAAGUCCCGUUAAAAUCACCAUUGUCAACGGAGAGCCUGUUGAAGAAUUAGAGUCAAAGAAAAAUGAAUUCGUUUAUCAUGUGGAAGAAGAGGAUUUUGACUCAAGUGAGGAAUUUGACGAGAAUGAUAUUAGUAUUGGUUGCAUUCGAUCAACACCGUCAAGUCAACUAGCUGUCGUUAGAUGUGCUUUGACCCAACCGAAGGACCAAGAUGAUUGGAGACGAACAAAUAUGUUCCACACAUUCACAAAGAUUGGAGGAAAAUCUUGUAAAGUUAUUGUGGACAGUGGAAGCUGCAUCAAUGCAAUAUCGUCUACGGAACUUGCUAAGUUUGGUCUGAAAGCUGUACACCAUCCGCACCCUUAUAGAGUCAUGUGGAUUGAUUCUACCGCACUAGACGUUAAACAAAGAUGCCUUGUGCCGAUAGACUUUAAUCUGUACAAGGAUAAGAUUUGGUGUGACGUUGUGGCCAUGGAUGUGGGUCAUGUCAUCCUUGGACGACCAUGGUUGUAUGAUAAUGAUGUAACUAUCUAUGGUCGAACAAACACAUGUCAUUUUGAACAUGAAGGAAAGAAGAUCAAGUUACUCCCCAGUUCACCCAAGACUAAGCAACCCGAACAAAAGCCAAUUGCAGUAAAGAAAAAUAAGGGUGUUAGCUUGAUCACAACAAAGGAGAUCCGUCAAGAGUUUGAAAAGGGAGCCCCAGUCAUGAUACUCACAGCCAGGGAGGUCACUAAGGAAUCUAGCAACCCCCUUCCUCCUGAAGUCACUCCGGUGAUCACGGAAUUUGCUGAUGUUUUCCCUGAAGAUCUCCCCGACAAGUUACCACCGAUGCGUGACAUUCAACACGCUAUUGAUUUGGUCCCUGGAGCGAGUCUUCCCAACUUGCCGCAUUAUAGGAUGAAUCCUACUGAACAUGCUGAACUCAAGAAGCAAGUUGAUGAGUUGUUAAAGAAAGGAUUUAUCCAAGAGAGCAUGAGUCCUUGCGCGGUUCCCGCGUUGCUGACGCCAAAGAAAGAUGGAUCGUGGCGUAUGUGCGUGGAUAGUCGUGCCAUCAAUAAGAUAACAGUGAAAUAUCGUUUUCCAAUCCCACGUUUGGAUGAUAUGUUGGAUAUGAUGUCUGGCGUUACUGUCUUUUCAAAGAUCGAUUUAAAGAGUGGUUAUCACCAAAUCCGCAUUCGUCCUGGAGAUGAAUGGAAGACCGCCUUCAAAACGAAGGAUGGGUUGUACGAAUGGAUGGUCAUGCCUUUCGGAUUGACCAAUGCUCCGAGUACUUUCAUGCGAGUGAUGACGCAAGUACUACGUCCGUUCAUGGGUAGAUUUUUGGUAGUCUACUUUGACGACAUCCUCAUUUACAGUCAAUCUCGUGAGCAACAUCUUAACCAUUUGUGACAAGUUUGCUCUAUACUAAGA
Molecule: messenger RNA, 3542 nt
Organism: Asparagus officinalis (garden asparagus)
Lineage: Eukaryota; Viridiplantae; Streptophyta; Magnoliopsida; Asparagales; Asparagaceae
Exons: 1
Coding region: 1104-3521 (805 amino acids)
Source: RefSeq, a predicted model, not a curated record